ACCCGUACUUGUUCCCAGUGCAUGCCGGGUAGGUCAGCUUCGGUAAGGAGGGCGUCAUGUGCUUUUGAGGUACAACUAGUUCCUUGGUUUGUUGAGCAACGAGGUUGCUUAUCGAAUGCACCGAAGUGAUUUGGGGACUCUGGAUUAGCGUUUAGCAUGUACUGCACCAGAGCGACGCUGCGGGCUGCGGUGAGCCUCCACCGACAACGGCUUCAGCGAGAGGAGCAGCAAAUGUCGGCCUGGUGCUUGCUGAAACUCCUCAGGACGAGCGCCGAUGUCCGCUCUGACGUCCUGGUCAUGCCGCCGCUGGACGGCGCCACCAAGCACUACUCGCCCAAAAUCCAGAAACUGGUCAGCGACAUAGCCAGCCUCACCUUGUUAGAGGUGUCGGACCUCAAUGAGCUCCUCAAGAAAACGUUGAAUAUUCAGGAUGUCGCAAUGAUGCCGACAGGCGGGACGGCUGCAACGGCUGCUCCAGGACCUCAGGCCGCUGAAGAGGAGGUCCCGGUCAAGAAAGAGAAGACUCACUUCACUGUCAAGCUAACUGAAGUCAACGCGGCAGAGAAGGUCAAACUCAUUAAGGAGGUGAAGAACUGCAUCCAAGGCUUGAACCUGGUGCAGGCCAAGAAGCUGGUGGAGUCGCUUCCGCAGGAGAUCCGCGCCAACGUUUCCAAAGACGAGGCGGAGAAACUGAAAGCGGCGUUGCAGGCGGCGGGCGGUACCGUGGCCCUGGAGUAAACUUUGUCCAUUUCCAUUGUCUACCAAAACGGCCUUCCCUCUUCCAUACAGUCUCUUCAGUGGGGGGGAACAAGUCAAACUGAACUUUUUACAAAUAAGCUCGCCAUCUGCUGGUGACUCUUUUGUGUGUGCGUAUGUGCGUGCGCGCAUGUGGAUGUGGAAAGAAGAGCAUUUCCAUUCAGCGUAGGACUGCUUAAUUGACUUAUCGCAAAAGGAAUGGUUGUCAUUAAAAGGUGAAACACGA
Syngnathus acus (greater pipefish) is the source of this 982-nucleotide messenger RNA. RefSeq names its product mitochondrial ribosomal protein L12 (gene mrpl12). Lineage: Eukaryota; Metazoa; Chordata; Actinopteri; Syngnathiformes; Syngnathidae. Gene Ontology annotation, cellular component: ribosome; mitochondrial large ribosomal subunit. Gene Ontology annotation, molecular function: structural constituent of ribosome. The coding region runs from base 157 to 738 and encodes 193 amino acids. Gene Ontology annotation, biological process: translation; mitochondrial transcription. The transcript is spliced from 5 exons. The record is from RefSeq and is a predicted model, not a curated record.